Molecule: messenger RNA, 2268 nt
Organism: Fusarium redolens
Lineage: Eukaryota; Fungi; Ascomycota; Sordariomycetes; Hypocreales; Nectriaceae
Exons: 5
Coding region: 1-2268 (755 amino acids)
Source: RefSeq, a predicted model, not a curated record
AUGGUCGGGCGCCCCCGUCGGGCGUCUACGUCUAGUGUCGACACGGAAGAUGAGAGUCAAAAAUCAUGGAAGCAGGAGAAAUCGGUCCUGCGGUUCGACCCCAGUGGUGUAGACCCAGAUACGACCUUCGAGAUCAAAGAUGCCGUCGUUCUCAACAAAGAUGGCCACACUCUCGAAAACGCCCUCGAUGUCGCUACUCGCGGUCCCUAUAUCAUCCGCGGACUGCUCCAUAUUGAGGAGCAGUCGCAGAGAGCACGCCUCAUCAUGAAAGUGCGUUCUUUGACACCCUUCGAAGUCAGGAAAUGCGGUCAAUUUUCUAUCGGAGAAUCUGACAGCGGUUCUCCUGUCAUAUGGAUGCUGGGCACUUGUGGAUGGUUCGAAUUAAACCCUGCGCCAGCAUACCUCCCCAUAUACAGAAAGAUGCAGGAGGCUAUAAGACUCUACUAUAGGUUAAUGGCCAUUUACAGGGAGAAGAAACCCAAGAAGGCGAAGAAAAGCAAAAAGGAUGCGUUGAAGGACCUCUACCAGGUAUUCCAUGAGUAUGCUGCCAGUAUCGGAGAUGGUUCAACGCUCGAGGAAGUGAUUGCAAGAUGUGAUGAUCAUGCUUCAUUUUUGAUUGCUCAAUGCACCCAGGACCAGAGCGAGGUCGAGUGGUUCGUGACCCCUUUCUACAGGUGGUUGAUAAAUAGACAUCAAGAUCUUUACUACAAAGAACUUGAGCGAUUGAACAAUCCUCCACGGCCCCAGAGAUCCCCCUCUGUCGAGGCCAGCAACCCCCCUGUCCCACAAAGAUUGACCUCACGAACUCGUAAUGGUUCUUCGGCCCCGUCGACAGCUCGCGACACAACUCCAGAUAUUGUUGAACCUGAAGAUAGUCCUCCCCGGCGACGAUACUCAAGAUCGCGGUCCGCUACUUACAGGCUCGAAGAUAGUGUUGUUGACUUGGUCAGCUCUACACAUAUUUCGAGAGACGGAUCAACGAGGCCAGUCAGCGUUCAUUCUUCAACUAGUAUACCAAGUGUCCGUAUGAGCGAGGCACCUAUUUCGGUAGACGCCAAGGAAGAUGCUUUCCGGAGCGUCCUCAAUGCCCUCGAGUGGAUUCGUGUGGAGAUCAGCAACUCCAAGGGCGGUCGUCUAAGCAUCUCAGCUGUUGCUAACAAAUUCUGGUCAAACUUCAGGUUCCCAAGCUACAAAGGCGAUAUAAAGCCAUCGUAUAGGGUGCCCAUUCAGGAAGUUCUCCAUUACAAUGUGCAAGCUCUCCUACAGGUUCUUGACAAGGAUAAGUAUGGUGGCGAAUUCUAUUCCUGGCUACAAGAGCUCGCCGAAACGCCAUUCAAUCCUGUCGCCAUUAAGCCAUCGGAUUUCCCGUUCUACGUUAUACGACGUAAGCAAUCUAACAAUAAUAUCUCAUGCAAAUCAACGCCCCCUUUGCAAGCUGGAGCGGCCACAAGGAACCUUGAUGAAGGGUUUUCAACUCCUCCCCGCUCUUCGCCUGCAGGUAAGAGCCUUAGGCGGCCAGGUCGUCCAUCUGGUGUCAAGUCCAGUCUUCGUCUGGCAACCACUUCUAAAAAGCGGCCUCACUCCGAAGUGGAUAGUGACUCUGAGGAUGAGGGGUCAGAGCCGAAACGGUCGCAUUACUUCUCUGCUGAGGAAGAGACUAUGGGUAAUAAUAGCCAUAUGAGUCUGUCCGAGGAUGAAGACGCUCCAGAAACAUCUGAAGGGCCAGUCAAGAUUUUUCUAAGAGCAGACAACAUCCCUACAACCGUUCCACGCGGCCCUGGUGAGACAUGGGUCUGUGAAGAAGAGGAUUGUGGAUAUGUGGUUCGUGGCGGUGAUAUUCAAAACUGCCGAGACCGUAUCAGACGCCAUUUUAACGAGCACGAACAGCAAAUGGAUCGUGUGAACCUCGCCAGGACUGAAGCCACUCGCGGUCAUUUGCCUGUAAAGUAUGCUUAUUUCCCGCCUUUUCUCAUUCUCGUUGAGUUACAUCCCCCUUGCAUUACCCAGCAAAGGCACAGUCCCCCUGUAGACGAAGUUGCUACGGCAGCCUCGACUCCGACUCUCGCAAAUAGCCCUGUUGCACCCUGUCUUCAGCCACAAACAUCAGAGCAAUCUCCCACCAAGGCUCCUGCUCUUGCGACCAGGCGCGAUUUCAGUCACCUAAUGGAUAAGCUCAAAAAGCUGGGUGAGAAGUCCCAGUCCGCCGAACAGCUCAUGGUCAACGACAUCGUUUUACCCCAGCGCAUCAAACGAAACCUACUUGUUUAA